Molecule: messenger RNA, 1428 nt
Organism: Aphanomyces invadans
Lineage: Eukaryota; Oomycota; Saprolegniomycetes; Saprolegniales; Verrucalvaceae
Product: guanine deaminase
Exons: 6
Coding region: 1-1428 (475 amino acids)
Biological process (GO): guanine catabolic process
Cellular component (GO): cytosol
Molecular function (GO): guanine deaminase activity; zinc ion binding
Source: RefSeq, a predicted model, not a curated record
AUGCCGAUCACCGCGUACAAAGGAGUCGUCGUACACUCGCUCGCCCUCGGACGCCUCGAGAUGCUGAAUCCGGGCCUCAUUGGCGUGAAUGAGCACGGCACGAUUGAGUUCGUGGUGGAUUUGGCAACGCAGUCCCUUGAUACCGUCGUGUUCGACAAGCUCAUCGACUACAAAGAAAAUCUCCUCGUUCCUGGGUUCAUCGAUGGGCAUGCCCACGCUCCCCAGUACUCUUUCUUGGGUGUGGGCAUGCACCUUCCACUCUUGAACUGGUACGUUCAUGACUCUUGGACUCACGUGUCAUCACAAGGAUGCAGGUUGCACACAUACACGUUCCCUCACGAAUCGAAAUUCUCCGACCCAACAUAUGCAAAGCACAUGUACACGAAAGCUGUGUCGCGCCAUGUCCUCAACGGCACAACGACGUGCUCGUACUUUGCCACGAUUCACUUGGAAGCAUGCAAAGUCCUUGCCGACAUCGUGCACGACAUUGGACAACGCGGGUACCUCGGAAAAGUCAACAUGGACCGGAACGCGACGCCAGAGUUGACGGAAACGACACACGGAUCCCUGGCCGACACCAAGUCGUUCAUCGAGUAUGUAGCCACCAAGAAGAACUCGCUCCUUACACCUGUGAUCACGCCCCGAUUUGUACCGAGCACGACGUCGGCCCUCAUGACUGGUCUUGCCGCCCUCGCUGACACAUACACGCUACCAAUCCAGUCGCAUCUGUCGGAAAACUCCAAGGAAAUCGAAUGGGUGCGGGACUUGCACCCCGAUUGUUCGAGCUAUGCCGAGGUAUACGAUCGCCAUGGACUCCUCAACGAACGCGCGUACAUGGCCCACUGCAUCUGGUGCACGCCGGACGAGCGAUCCCUGCUGAAAUCCCGUGGCGCGAGCAUGAUUCAUUGUCCAAACUCCAACUUUUCGCUGACGAGCGGCGUCCUCAACGUCCGCCAGCUCCUCGAUGAAGGUGUCAAGGUCGGCCUUGGAACAGACGUGGCGGCCGGGUACUCGACGUCCAUGCUCGACGCGAUUCGCCAUGCCGUGAUUGCGUCCAAAGUGACGUCGCUCACGUCUCCGUCGCACGCCCCCUUGUCGUACGCGGAAGUGUUUCACUUGGCGACCGUCGGCAGCGCCGACUGCCUUGGGCUGAGCGACGUUGUGGGCAACUUUGUCAAGGGCAAGGAGCUCGACAUGCUGGUCGUGGACCUGAACUCGGCCAACAGCCCCAUCGAUUCGCACGCGCACGACGACGUGAGCAGCCAAUUUCAAAAGUUCCUCUUUCUCGGCGACGAUCGCAACAUCACAGACGUGUACGUCCGCGGGCGGCGCGUGAAUUUGACGGCACACGAUGCGGCUCAAGCGGCUGAUUCAUCCAAGUCAAUUCGUUGUGCUCGCACCACGGAUGCCACAAGUACAGAUCGUUGA